UCCCCCAUUCACUGCAUAUCCUGCAAAGCAUGUGGUUCUGGGACAGCAGGUGUAACAAAGACUAUCAGGUAUAAUCUAGAGAUGUCUGCAGUCUUCUCAUAAACCUGACUCUUCUGCUAAAGGACAAGCUCGCUGUGUUUCGGUGUGGUGUGGGUGUCUUCUGGAUCUGGCUUGUCAUUAAUGGCGGGUAAACGUGGCUGCCCCUGCUGUCCCAAUACAGAAGAACCAAAGGCAGUUCCCCUGUCGAGGACAAAUGUGGCACCAACUCUGGCCCCAGCUGACCAGCUAUGGUGCACCCGCAGAGACGAGGCAGUCAGGCUGAGGAUGGAGGGCUCAGGCUCGGCCUCAGACACUCCCAUCACCGUCCAUCAGAUGUUCCUGGAGACGGUGGAAACGUACGGGGAUCAUACAGCUUUGGCUUUCAAAAAAGACGGCCAGUGGGGGACCGUGACAUACAAGCAAUUCUAUGAUCAGUCCCGGGCAGCUGCUAAAAGUUUCCUCAAGUUGGGGCUGGAGCGUUACCAUGGGGUGGCCAUCCUGGGAUUCAACUCCCCCGAGUGGUUCAUCUCCGACAUCGGCUGCAUCUUUGCCGGUGGUCUGGCAACUGGAAUUUACACCACCAACUCACCUGAAGCUUGUCAGUAUGUGGCUGCCAACUGUGAGGCCAACAUCCUGGUUGUGGAGAACCAGAAACAGCUUGACAAAAUCCUGCAGGUUAAAGAUCACCUACCUCAUCUGAAAGCCAUUGUCCAGUAUAAAGGCGAGCUGCAACAGAAAGCACCAUUCCUGUAUACAUGGGCAGAGUUCAUGAAGGUGGGAGAGGAUGUGCCUGAGGAGCAGCUGAAUGCUGUGAUAGACAGUCUUCGGGCUAACGAGUGCUGUACUCUCAUCUACACUUCUGGAACCACUGGGAACCCUAAAGGAGUCAUGCUGAGCCAUGACAAUCUGACAUGGACAGUCCGUGCAGCCCUUUCCACAGUAAAUCUUAAAAAAGCUGAAGAAGUGGUUGUCAGUUACUUGCCGCUCAGUCACGCGGCAGCCCAGAUGUUUGACAUCUGGAUGUGUAUUUGUUUUGCGUGUACCACCUACUUUGCGGAGCCAGACGCCCUCAAGGGCUCCUUAGGAACCACACUGAAAGAGGCUCGUCCAACUUGUUUUCUGGGGGUUCCUCGUGUGUGGGAGAAGAUGCAGGAGAAGAUGAAAGCUGUUGGUGCUAAGGCAUCCCCCCUGAGGAAGAGCGUGGCGGACCGGGCCAAGUCCAUAGGCCUGCAGUACAACCACAGUCUCAUGAACGGGGAGAAUGUGGUGCCGUGGGGCUUCUCGCUGGCUAAUAGUCUGGUCUUUAAGAAGGUGCGUGUUGCGCUGGGCUUAGACCGCUGCAAGAUCUGCUUCACAGGUGCUGCCCCCAUCACCAAAGACACUCUGGAUUACUUCAUGAGCCUGAACAUCCCCUUGAUGGAGGUGUAUGGCAUGAGUGAAAGCUCCGGCCCACACACUGUCUCUUCUAAUGAAGAAUACCGCAUCACAAGUUGUGGAAAGCCAAUGCCAGGCUGCAAGACAAAGCUGGAUAACCCGGAUCAGGACGGAAAUGGAGAGGUAUGUUUCUGGGGUCGGCAUGUCUUCAUGGGCUACCUGAACAUGCCCGACAAAACAGCAGAGGCCAUUGACCAGGAGGGUUGGCUGCACUCUGGAGAUCUGGGAAAACAUGACCAGCACGGCUUCCUGUACAUCACAGGAAGGAUCAAAGAACUCAUCAUCACAGCCGGUGGAGAAAACAUCCCUCCUGUUCCCAUCGAGGAUGCGCUGAAGGCCGAGGUGCCCAUCAUCAGCAACGCCAUGCUGAUCGGAGACAAGCUCAAGUUCCUCUCCAUGCUGCUCACUCUCAAAUGUGUGGUGGACGACAACGGUGACCCCACAGACAAGCUGAGCCCGGAGGCUUUGGACUUCUGCAAGCAGCACGGCGUCACAGCGACCACAGUGUCAGAGAUAAUAACCAAUAAGGUGCCAGCUGUCUACCAAGCCAUUCAGGAGGGCAUAGAGCGCGUCAACGCCAGAGCGACGUCCAACGCCCAGAAGGUUCAAAAGUGGGUCAUACUGGAGCGAGAUUUCUCUGUUGGUGGAGGAGAGCUGGGACCCACCAUGAAACUGAGGAGGCCCAUUGUUGUGAAGAUGUACCAGGAGAAAAUAAGUGAAAUGUAUGCAAUGGCAAAACUGUAGACUGUACUGCACAGAUAUGAGACGCUAAUGAAGAGAAGCGUUCAGGAGAAACUUUAUGAACCUUGUAUUGAGCCCAGACACCAGUGUGAUAAAUAUAAAAAUCUCUUUUAACCUAAAAGUUAUAACUGCGAAAACAAAAUUAAGGAAAACAAAAUGUGUUAUAUUUAAUGAGGAAAUUUAUGCUGCUAUGUUUUGAUAUAUGAAUUGUAAAUUUUGAAUUGUACACAGUCACAAGCAUGUACAAAUUGUCAAGCAUACAUUCGAAUAUGUGCUUUUCCGUGUACAGUUUGACAAUACUGAAAUGUUUACUUUGUGAUAUAUGUUUCAUGACUGUCAAUAAAAAAGGAAUGAUUUGGACAACUUAA
Molecule: messenger RNA, 2582 nt
Organism: Scatophagus argus
Lineage: Eukaryota; Metazoa; Chordata; Actinopteri; Scatophagidae
Product: long-chain-fatty-acid--CoA ligase ACSBG2-like
Exons: 12
Coding region: 181-2217 (678 amino acids)
Cellular component (GO): endoplasmic reticulum; membrane
Molecular function (GO): long-chain fatty acid-CoA ligase activity
Source: RefSeq, a predicted model, not a curated record